This is a messenger RNA of Eruca vesicaria subsp. sativa (arugula), 900 nucleotides long. The record is from the annotation of a GenBank genome assembly. NCBI's taxonomy places the organism in Eukaryota, Viridiplantae, Streptophyta, Magnoliopsida, Brassicales, Brassicaceae.
AGAUUUACUGAACUCUUCCCUUUUAUCAACCGGAGAAAGCCAAUCCUAGGUUGAACAUGUAACCGGUUUCUCUCAAGCAAACAGAUCUUCCAUUCGUCUCAAAGUUACCUUCCUGAGAUGAAGACAGCAAAGGGAAAAGGCAAAGCUAAGACCACUAAGGAAGCAUUGAAGCCAGUUGAUGACAGAAAAGUGGGGAAGAGGAAGGCACCAGCUGAGAAGCCUAGCAAGCGGGAGACUCGUAAAGAGAAGAAGGCCAAGAAGGACCCUAACAAACCAAAGAGAGCUCCUAGUGCCUUCUUUGUCUUCCUAGAAGAUUUUAGGCAAACGUUCAAGAAAGAGAAUCCAGAUGUGAAGGCUGUCUCUGCUGUUGGGAAAGCUGGAGGGCAUAAAUGGAAGUCAAUGAACCAGGCUGAGAAAGCUCCAUAUGAAGAGAAAGCUGCAAAGAGAAAAGCUGAAUACGAGAAGCAAAUGGAUGCAUACAACAAAAACUUGGAGGAAGGUAGUGAUGAAUCUGAGAAUUCUUUAUCCGAAGUGAAUGAUGAAGAUGAAGCUAGCGAGGAGGAAGAGAAGGUAGAGAAGGGAAAGGCAGGACAUGAUGAUGAUGAAGAUGACGAUGAUGAUGCUGAUGACGAUGAUGAAGAUGACGAGGAAGAAGACUAAACUGGAGAUAGAGAUCAGAGUUUAGAUCUCGAGCGUAACUGCAGGUCCAGAAGCAGAAGUAAGUAUUUUGUAAUUUGUGUGUUAGACAACUAUAGUAGAUCGAAAUGGUGUGUUUUGCUUCUUUUUUUUUUUCCUAAGACGGCGAAACAGUUCUAAGUGGUUCACGAAGUGUGUAUUUUAGCUUUUUCUCCACAACGUACAAUGUAUCCAAUAUCUGCUUUAGUGAUCAUCCAAACCAAG